Chlamydomonas reinhardtii is the source of this 1660-nucleotide messenger RNA. RefSeq lists its product as uncharacterized. The record is from RefSeq and is a predicted model, not a curated record. Bases 125 to 1372 code for a protein of 415 amino acids. The transcript has 7 exons. NCBI's taxonomy places the organism in Eukaryota, Viridiplantae, Chlorophyta, Chlorophyceae, Chlamydomonadales, Chlamydomonadaceae.
AUCGAGCUUUGACAAGGUCGCCCCAUAUACCAAGCGCGCCCUCCGCGACCACUCGCUACUCGAUUCGUUUGGGCGCCCUCGCUUGUUGCCGAGCUAACGGAACUGUCAUAACACGACUACUGGCAUGGGAUUGCGACUAGAGCCCGCCACCGCGCAUCGGGGGCGCGCACCCAACUGCGCGGGCCAACGGCCACAGCCACACACCUCGGUCAGCGCCUGCUGCUCCGGCGGCCCGCGGCCCGCACGGACCGCCGCCAGCCUCCGCCGGGCCUUUGGACAAAGCACGUGGCGACAUGCUCCAAUUCCCAGCUCUUCCGAUCGGGGCCGGUCGUUGGUUGCGGCCGCGCUUCCUGCGGAGCAAGUCUUCACCACCCUGCAGACCGCUGUAUCGCCCCAGCUAGCAGCGCUGGUCAGCAGCAGCAUCGGCGCGAGCACCAGCGCGCUUCAGGCGGCGAUGGAGUCGGCUUUGGUCCACUCGGCGGUGCUGCUGUCGUUCACCUCACCGGUGUGCUUCAGCCAGAGCUGCCAAGAGGCCACGGACCGAGCCUUUCUCAUCGCGCUGGCAGUGCCGUUGGUGGUGGCGGCUCUCUCCAUAGCCUAUGUGCUGCGGCCGCCGCCGCCGGAGCUGACGGAGAGCGGGCGGGUGUUUGAGGACCCCGCCACGGGCACCCGGUUUGAGGCGCCGGAGGGCGUUAACCCGGAGCGCGACAAGAACGGGGAGCUGGCCUACCGGCCCAUCAGCUACACGCCGUGGCCCGUGGAUGCAAGCUACGAGGGCGAGCGGGUGCGCAUCGCGGUGGGGCCCGUGGCCGACAGGCAGCUGAGGACGUACGUGUUCGCUCGCAGCUUGGCCGUGCCCUCCGACAUCCUCACCGUCACGCUGCCGCGGCCGCUGGGUGUGGUGCUGGAGUACGACGAGCGCUUCCGGCGGGCCACUGUGGUGGACCUGAUCGAGGGAACCAACGCCGACCAGCGGAGGAAGCGUGCCUCGCUGAACUCGGACGUGGCGGCUGAGGCGGUGCUGCCGGGCGACGUGUUGCGCGCCGUCACCGCCACCAACUUCGUGUACCCGACCCGCGCGCUGUGGGGGGCGCAGGCGCCAGAGCGGCACAUUGUGGUGUACGGUGCGGACCGCCAGACCUGGUCGAGCGUGUGCGGCGCGCUCAAGAAGGGCGAGUUCAAGGACGGCGACGUGACGCUGGUGCUGGAGCGGCGGAGGCCGCGAAAGAGCGGCGGGCAGAGCGUCCAGGCCGCAGCUGGAACGGGAGCGGGGACGGGGGAAGACGGGUCCAAUGGGGAGGGUGCGGACCGGGGGACGGGGCAGCGGACGCCUGUGGGCGGCAGCGUGUUUUCGCCAGAGCUGUUUGGGUGAGCUUGCGUGAUGUGGAUGCAGGUGGUUGAAGGAAGCAGCAUUUGUGGACUUUGCAUUUGUUGAUUCGUUACAGUGCGGGACGAAAGACGCUGGCGGCCUGGAGGUUGCAGCACAGACGUUGAGCCGCGUCGGGUCAGGGAUGGGGUCUGUGUACACUGCGCGACGGUGCUAGCACCGUCGUCACCGUCGUGCUAGCACUAGUGCACGUGCACGGUGCAUUGGGCAGAACCAGGUCGCAAGGGCAUCAAACUUCUGAAACACAUGCUGCUACGCUUUACGAGAUAUCCC